AUGACCAAUACCCCUAGGGGCCCCUCCAGGGGGCCCCCCGCCUCGGGGGCCCCCCAUGGGGGCCCCCCCAAAGCCCCUUUAGGGGGGCCCCCAGGGGCCCCCCGCCCCUCAUCUGCUGCAGUCGCUGCUCCUGCGCAGCGGAGAACCCAUAAGGGUACCAGGGGGCCCCCUAGGGGCCCCAAAGAGCCAUCAGGGGGCCCCCCUACUACCCCUGCUAAUACUGUGGGGGCCCCCAGUGUAGGGGGCCCCACAGGGGCCCCCCCGUCCAACCCUUCAGGGGCCCCUCGUCGGGGCCCCCGGGGGGGCCAUUCUGCAGGCCCUUCUAGGGGGCCCCCCCGCUCCAACCCCUCGGGGGCCCCACCAGGGGGCCCCCUUGGGGGCCCCCUUUUGAACCCUCCUGAGGCAUCCCCUGGGGGCCCCUCUGGGGGCCCCUCAGGGGCCCCCCCUUCUAAACCCCCUGGUACCCUUUCUGGCGGCCCUUCAGUUCCCCCCGGCGGUGAUCCUCAUGGGGGCCCCCAGGGGGGCCCCCACAAGGGCCCUCAUCAGGUGGGGGCCCCCAAGGGCCCCCAGGCAGGGGGCCCCCAGGCAGGGGGCCCUCAGAGAGGAGGUCCCCGCAAGGGUCCCCAGGGGGGGCGCAACAAGGGCCCCCAAGGGGGGGGCCCCCCUGGGGGCCCCCCUGGGGGCACCGUGCCUGGGGGCCCCAUCCCUGGGGGCUCUGUCCCUGGGGCCCCCCCCGGGGGCCCCGCCAAAGGGGGCCCCGCAGGGGACCCCGUCCCUGGGGGCCCCCCUGGGGGCGCCGUCACUGCGUCCCCCCCAGAGGGCCCCGUCCCUGGCGGCCCCCCUGGGGGCCCUAUCCCUGGGGGCCCUGUCAGUGGGGGCCCCCCAGGGGGCCCCGUCCCUGGGGGCCCCUCAGAGAGCCCCAUCCAUCGGGGCCCUAUCCCUGGGGGCCCCGUCCCUGGGGGCCCCCCCGGGGGCCCCCCUGGGGGCCCUAUCCCUGGGGGCCCCCUCCCUGGGGGCCCCUUGAAGGCAGCAACAGCAGCAGCAGCAGCAGCAGCAGUAGCAGCAGCAGGAGUGGGGGGGAGAGGCAAACCGGGACUCGGGCGGUGGAAGAUAGGAAAGAUGCAGCAGCAGCAGCAGCAGAAACAGCAGCAACUGCAGCAGAAACAGCAGCAGCAGCAGCAGAAACAGAAACAACAGCAGCAGCAGCAGCAGCAGCACCAUCACCACCACCACCACCAGCAGCAGCAACAACAACAGCAGCACCAGCAACAGCAAUAG
Eimeria mitis is the source of this 1278-nucleotide messenger RNA. RefSeq lists its product as uncharacterized. NCBI's taxonomy places the organism in Eukaryota, Apicomplexa, Conoidasida, Eucoccidiorida, Eimeriidae. The record is from RefSeq and is a predicted model, not a curated record. The transcript is spliced from 2 exons. Bases 1 to 1278 code for a protein of 425 amino acids.